Gongylonema pulchrum is the source of this 632-nucleotide messenger RNA. Lineage: Eukaryota; Metazoa; Nematoda; Chromadorea; Rhabditida; Gongylonematidae. The record is from the annotation of a GenBank genome assembly.
CUGUUUGAGCGCAAACUGUACGGGCUCUUCGACCUGCUCGACAAUGAAGCUCGCUUACCACGAUCUUCGGCACAACAUUUUACUACGGUAGCCCAUGCUACACACAAAGAGAAUCCGUAUCUUGUGCAUCCACAAUCGUCGCGUCAUCAUCGUGCAAUGCGAGAAGACGAAGGUUUCAUUGUUUGCCAUUAUGCAUCCGAUGUAUGCUAUAAUACCGCGCAAUUUUUGGACAAAAAUAACGAUACCUUGCAUGCAUCGCUACAGUGCCUAAUGCAACAAAGCAGGAAAGUUAUGAAGCGGCCUCCAUCUAAGAAGCCGCAGUAUCAGCAUAAAGAUUUGCUGGAGCUUGCUAGUUUUCUUCAGGGUACUCAUUUUGUGCGUUGCAUCAAGCCGAAUUCGGAAAUGAAACCAGGUCAGUUUGACGGCGGACAGAUUCUGGUGCAGCUCAGAUGUGCGGGUAUGUCAAGCGCACUGAAAGUUAUGCAAAGUGGCUUCCCAUCGAGAAUAUCGUACCUGUUGUUGUCGGAUAUGUAUCGAGAUUGUCUACCAAAACGGCUUGCAACACUGGAUGCGCAAAUGCUUUGCAAAGUUCGUCGCAUGCGUUAUUUUGGUACCAACAAGACUGUUUAGCA